Molecule: messenger RNA, 1489 nt
Organism: Alosa alosa (allis shad)
Lineage: Eukaryota; Metazoa; Chordata; Actinopteri; Clupeiformes; Clupeidae
Gene: thtpa
Product: thiamine triphosphatase
Exons: 4
Coding region: 343-1071 (242 amino acids)
Biological process (GO): thiamine metabolic process; dephosphorylation; thiamine diphosphate metabolic process
Molecular function (GO): magnesium ion binding; thiamine triphosphate phosphatase activity
Source: RefSeq, a predicted model, not a curated record
ACUAUCAAAUAUAAUAGGGAACUCAUACCCUAUCAAGCUACAAGUUUUAACCGUGUUCAUGCUGGGUAAAACAAAUGCAGAAUUACAAUAGGCUACUGAUUUCAUCAGAACGUUGUAACAGUGUUCUAAGUACAAAGACAUCCGCACUGACACAAGCCAUUAAUGGGCUAACGUUUUCGCGAAGAGCUUAAUUACAAUCUGCGCAAUUUGCUGCGCAUACAGUAAGCGUAAAAUACAGACACUAAGCUGUCUAGAGCUGUGCCUGAGUAAAACAGACUGCAGAGUUGGGAAAACGGUUUGUGUUUACAUUCCACUAUCAUUCUAGUUUCUAUCGCGUGCUAAAUGUCAGUCUCACCCAGUCCUUUUCCAGAGGUAACUAUGAACGUGGAAGUGGAACGGAAAUUUGUGUGUGAUCCAGACAUUCAGAAAAAGCUAAAGGAUAUUGGAGCUGUGUGCAUUGGCCAACGGCAAUUUCAAGACCAAUAUUUUGAUACUGCAGACUUUGACCUCACCUUAAAAGACUUUUGGUUGCGAAGCAGGGAAGGUUGCUGGGAACUCAAAUGUCCUGUGCCCAAGAAAACCACAAACAUUCAGAAAGACACUAAGGCAGAAGGACUGUGUUCUCGCUAUAGGGAGAUAACUAGUUUACCUCAAAUAAAGGCUGAACUGAUAAAGGUUAUGACAGAGAGACUGGCCCAAGCCAAUGAAAACACAGAGAAUGAUACAGGAAUGGCUGUGUGUGACCCAUGGGAGGAUUGGCUGAAGGGGAUGAGUUUGGGUUGCUUUGCCAAGUACACCACUGAGAGAUGUUCAUUUUCGCUGGAGGAGGAGGGAGAGGAGGGGGCAGUAUGCAUUGAUCUCGACCAGGCUGACUUUGGAUACUGUGUAGGCGAGAUUGAGAUACUAGUGCCAGACGGAGUUGAUAUCCAGGCUGCUCUACAGAGAAUCGAAAGAACUGUUGACAAACUUGGACUCAGUGGUGACCAGAGAGUUCAAGGGAAAAUGGAUGUCUUUCUCCAGAGAUACAGCCCCGAUCAUUACACUAAACUACUUGCUGCCCAUAUAUUGUAGAACUGGGAAUUUUCAAGGAUUACAUUGUGACUGUUCUGCCACUGACUGUCAAACCAUUUGGUUUGUAGAGAUGUAAAACAUGCAGACACAUUGUUUGAACAUUUAUUUACAACUCUGUUGAACUGUACAACUUUGCAAGUCAUUGCUAUGAACACAAUACUGUGAGUACACUAUUAGAAGUCCUGGUGAGCACUUUCUCCAGAUAUAGAAAAACUGUUUUAAAUCAAUAAGGUAGGCCUACCAAUUUAGUCCAGAAAGGGAUAGGCUAUAAAUUGCACUUGUGAGAAAUGUAAAUGAAACUGUAAUAUAUGACAUCCAACAUCAAAUGGAUAGGGUUUAAUACGUCACAGAUUUUACUUUACAAUUUUCAUUUGUGCUAUUGUGCUAAUAAAGCAAAAUCUGAGUCGAAAAUCUUGAA